Messenger RNA from Guillardia theta CCMP2712, 288 nucleotides. RefSeq lists its product as hypothetical. The transcript has a single exon. Bases 1 to 288 code for a protein of 95 amino acids. NCBI's taxonomy places the organism in Eukaryota, Cryptophyceae, Pyrenomonadales, Geminigeraceae. The record is from RefSeq and is a predicted model, not a curated record.
AUGGAGGACCAUGACAUCGUCUACAAGACCCCCAAGACCCAGACCAAGAUUGUUCUCCGCACCGUGUUGGUUCCUGUCACCGUCAUGGUCGACCAGGUCAUCCAGGGGACCGAGACGGCCCCCAAGAUCGUGAUGGAGGACCGUGAAAUCGAGGUCCCCCACCAGGUGUAUGAGACUGUCACCCGCACCGUUCAGCGCCCCAAGACUAUCAUGGAGGAGAAGGUGAUUGCCGUUCAGGAGCCCACGAAUUGUCCAGGUUCCCAAGCAGAUCCCCGUGACCCAGACUGA